Chara braunii is the source of this 1978-nucleotide messenger RNA. Lineage: Eukaryota; Viridiplantae; Streptophyta; Charophyceae; Charales; Characeae. The record is from the annotation of a GenBank genome assembly.
UGCAGCGAGCAGCUUGCUCUCGAGGACGUUGUGUCCUCUCUUCUGGACUUGAGCAUGCUCCAGGCUCGUCAGGAGCGACUCACCCUCCAUGUCGCUGCACUGCGUCGCCUUCUCGCCAUCCUCUCUGACCCCGAUCGCACCCUCCCGAUCAUCCCCGUACGACUUGGGACCUCCACGAGGGUGUACUCAGCGUUGUGGGAUUCCGGUUCUCAAGGCGACUUCAUUCACCCACGCGUGGUGAAGGAAGCCCGCUUACCCACGACAAGGUCUCCGACUCCCAUCUCCGUUACCCUAGGGGAUGACAAGACUCAGCGCUUCUUCGAUCAGACGGUCACCGACCUCCCCUUCUUCAUCACUCUCGAGCCGACUGAUCGUUCCCCGGCGUCUCGUCGCCACCGCUCCUCUGCACAUUUCGAUGUGAUGGAAACGGGGUACGACUUCAUUCUCGGCACUCCGUGGUCUCGUCGGUUCCACGGCACCGAGGCCGAUUGGGCGACCAACACUCUCGUUCUCAAAACGCAGUGUGGACAGACGUAUCGCGUACCUUUCAUAGGUACCACGACGACACCACGCCCCGAUCCUCCUCCCCCGGAGCCUUCAGUGCCCACACCAUCUCCUUCUAUCACUGUCACCUCGCCUCGGCAGUUCGCUCACUUCAUUCGACAGGACGACGUCACCUUYUUUAUGGUGGACGUGACGGAUCUCUUACACUAUGAUCCACCCUGUCCCGACGCCGAGCUCAUCCCUCUGGAGCAAGAUCCUCCCUCUAUCUCCAUGGCUCCCAUCUCUACUUCCGUCCCUCCGCCGUCUGUCGAGUCCACCCCGCCGUCGCGCGCGGACGCUGACGCUGAGGAACUCGCACGAUAUACGGCUGACUUGGAGCCCGCAGUUCGUGACCUCAUCCGAGAGUACCACAACGUUUUCCCAUCGUCGUUCUCGUACGCCGGCAUCCCACCGAUGCGUGACGUCGAGCAGUCCAUUCAGCUUGUGCCUGACUAUCGUGUUCACCACCAGGCACCCUACAGACUCUCGAUCCCCGAGGCCACCGAACUCAAGCGUCAGCUUGAGGAGCUCCUGAGACUGGGAUUCAUUAAACCCAGCAACUCCCCGUGGGGUGCACCCGUCCUCUUUGCUCGCAAAGCGGACGGAACUCUCCGUCUCUGCAUCGACUAUCGCGGUCUCAACCGCUACACGGUUAAAAUCAGCUACCCCAUGCCUCGUUCCGAUGAGUUGUUCAACCGCCUAGCAGGCAACCGCUUCUUUACGAAGAUUGAUCUUCGUAGCGGUUACCAUCAGAUCCGCGUCGUUGCAGCCGACCAGCCGAAGACGGCGUUCCGAUCGCGCUUCGGCCACUACGAGUUUACGGUGAUGUCAUUCGGCCUCACCAAUGCACCCGCUACCUUUCAGAGGGCGAUGAACGACAUCUUCAGGGACAUCCUGGAACAGUACGUUCUCAUCUACCUCGACGAUAUCCUGGUCUACAGUCGUACCCUUGAGGAGCACCUCAGACACCUCCGGGACGUCCUUGACCGCUUGCGCAGACAUGACUUCUACGCCAAGCUGAGCAAGUGCCGCUUUGCCCAGCACAAAGUGGAUUUCUUAGGACACUACGUGUCUGACCAGGGUCUCCACAUGGACGACGCGAAGAUCACUGCUAUUGCGGAGUGGCCCGCCCCCACAUCCGCCAAGCAGCUUCGCAGCUUCCUAGGCCUGACGAGCUACUAUAGUAACUUCAUCCGGGGAUACGCUAGUUUGAAUCUGCUGUUGAAUACUUUCCGUGAAAUCAGGGCCCUCCAGUCUCGCUUUUUCUAUUUCGUAGGUGCAUCUCCUGCGCCAGAGGGCCCAGAGUACCGCUCUGCGGCCAAGUUUGAACAGGUUGCAUGUGAAAUCGUCUGACUGGCCCGGUGCGAGGACUUCACACAGCAAAGCUUUCCAGUCCCAAGGCCACUGGAUCUGAGUCUCCAGCUGGCCCCAUAUU